Messenger RNA from Pelecanus crispus (Dalmatian pelican), 597 nucleotides. The record is from RefSeq and is a predicted model, not a curated record. NCBI's taxonomy places the organism in Eukaryota, Metazoa, Chordata, Aves, Pelecaniformes, Pelecanidae.
AGCAUCCCAGACUCCGGUCACAAGUACUACCUGCAGUUCACUACCGAAGACUACAAAAGUGGGGAAAAUGCCGGGAGCUGCCUUGCUACAGUGCUGUAUCCGAAGACAAAGUCUCUGCCUGUUGUCAGUAUCAAGUGCACGCAUACCAAAGGCCAGAAGCAAAUCAAAGAAGAGGACAACAGACUUUACCAAAAAAUUAGGCACCAAACCAAACCAAUAAUUGGAAACAAUAUUCCAGACAGCUAUGGAAAUAUUGAACCUGCCCUGGAGCCAGUGUGGGCUUUGGCUGUUGCUGGCAGCAGUUACAUCAUGUGGGAAAAGUCAACGGAGAACUUGGGUUACUCCAUGGCACAAGUCAAGUCUGUGAAGCAGUGGCUAAGGAAAGAUGAUUUUAUUGAGUUUGACUACACUGUCCUACUCCACGAAAUUCCAACACAGGAAAUUAUUUCAUGUCACAUGCGGCUCACUUGGCUUCCUGGUCACCCUCUGAAAGUGAAAUACUUCUGCGCUUCAGACAAUCAGGGGCUCGAAGAUGGAUCUGCAAUGGAAUCUGGGUCAGCUGCUGGGAUUUUACAUGAAAAGGGAGCAAAUUUUUAA